Austrofundulus limnaeus is the source of this 1757-nucleotide messenger RNA. It is a transcript of the gene cplx2b, whose product is annotated as complexin 2b. The record is from RefSeq and is a predicted model, not a curated record. Gene Ontology annotation, cellular component: SNARE complex; terminal bouton. NCBI's taxonomy places the organism in Eukaryota, Metazoa, Chordata, Actinopteri, Cyprinodontiformes, Rivulidae. The transcript is spliced from 4 exons. Gene Ontology annotation, molecular function: syntaxin binding. Gene Ontology annotation, biological process: neurotransmitter transport; synaptic vesicle exocytosis; regulation of neurotransmitter secretion. Bases 333 to 734 code for a protein of 133 amino acids.
CCUGGUUCCGAUGGAUCAUGUGAUUCUGAGCGGUUCCGACUCUCUCUCCAUCCUCGGAGGAGCAGAGGGAGGAGGCUGUGAGGUAAUCCGGUCCGCAGGAGGAGGAGAGAGAGGCGGGUAGAGGACGGGCAGCAGGCGGAGGUUCGGCUCCAGAAUCACCGGGAUCCCAGUCCGCCACCUCGGCCCCUGCAGGCGCAGCAGCAGAGAGUUACUGAACUAAUCAAACGGAGGGUUUUGGGGGAAACCUGAAGGUCCGAGACGUCUUCAAGCUUGGUGGCUACAUGCUCAGCUGUCUUUGGCUUUAAGGAGAACCGAACCAGGACGCAGGAAUCAUGGAUUUUGUAAUGAAGCAAGCUUUAGGCGGAGCCACCAAAGACAUGGGGAAGAUGCUGGGGGGCGAGGAGGAGAAGGAUCCGGAUGCAGCCAAGAAGGAGGAGGAGCGACAGGAGGCGCUGAGGCAGCAGGAGGAGGAGAGGAAGGCUAAACACGCUCGCAUGGAGGCCGAGAGGGAAAAAGUACGGCAGACCAUCAGGGACAAGUACGGCCUGAAGAAGAAGGAGGAGAAGGAGGCGGAGGAGAAAGCUGCCAUGGAGCAGGCCUGCGAGGGAUCCCUGACCCGUCCCAAGAAGGCCAUCCCGAGGGGCUGUGGAGACGACGAAGAGGACGAAGAGAGCAUCCUGGACACUGUCCUCAAGUACCUGCCGGGACCUUUACAGGACAUGUUCAAGAAGUAAAACAAAAGAAAAAAAACAAAACCAAGCAAACGAGCCCUAAAAACUGGGUCCGUCUGGCCCAGGUCAGGGGAUUUGGGGCUGAGUCAGGAACUCUGGGGGAGUUAUUUUGCGGGGUUUGUAGGCCAGGAGUUGAUUCUAGAUCUGGGAGGGUGGGCUUUYACGUAACUAUUAGGGUCUGCACACUGCCUUUGUAGAGACCUUUGACUUUAUUUUCUACUCCUCAAUCUUUAAUUUCUCCUUCUGCAGAUUAACUGCUUUGAUUCUAUUUAUAUUUUCUCUUUAUUUUGAUCUUUUUAGAAAAAAAAAGAAGUUUUGACUUUCGGUUCUUGUUCCGGAGAACACCGUUCCACCGAGGAACCGAAACAUCUUCCGUCACUGCCGCCGAGUUUUCCAGCAUGUUGUUGUGUUCAUACUGAGAGUUUUCUACUUUUACAAAGAGUUUCCUUUAGAAAAAAACAAACAAAAGAAAAAAACAAAGAAAAGAAAUCGAUCCACGUUUGCUUUUUGAGGACACGUGCCUUCAUGUCAUCUCCUCCUGCAGAGAAAGUGUAAAUAAGGGUUUGUUUUGGGGUCAGGCGUGUGCACGGACACGUUUGGAGGCGUGUGUUCGACGGUCGGGGAGCGGACUUCAUCCUUCACACCGACGCUUCGAGGAAAAGUUUCAAUAUUUUACUAAACCGUUUGAAAAAAGGUUGUCGUUCCUCUGACAGCUUCACAAACUGCCGUCGCAAAAAAAGUUUUAAAUAAUACGACAAAGGUGCAAAGUAACGAAGUACAUUUACUGUGUUUUUUUGAGGAUUUGUAAUUUUACAUUAACUUUGAUUUUGUUACAUUCAAAACAAAAAGGACACUUUUACUUCUUUACUUUAUUAUUUAACACCUCAUCACRCAUUAUACAUUUAAAUACGAUGAACUCAUCGUGAAGAGUUGUUGAUGCGCUCGAAAAACUGAAGAGUUCCAUCCAUCCAUCCAUCCAUUUUCUGAACACGCUUCUUCCUUUUCAGGGUUGCGUGGGUCACUGGU